UACAAUUGUUUUUUGCAUCAACCAUAUGGCUUCUACUAUAUGUUGACUUGCUGGUUGUUGGGAAUCAUGGAAGGUUCUUUUUUAGAAGAGUUUUUUGGUGAUUCCGUGAAUGUCAAUGGCUUUAAGGUACUAAAGAAGAAUGCCCCCAUGAUCCAAGAGAUAUUCAGCAAGCACCCUAACAUUGCAUCUGGCCUUCGAGUUCACUUCCUAACAUCAAUAAAUGUCUUCAUGAACACAUUAGCUGUAGUCUGCAAAACUGCAACAAAAGAAAAGGUCACCUGGGAGGAAAUUGAGCUUAUGGAGAAGGGCAUUGUAGUUUUGGAGCUUGCAGGUUUUGAGAUUUCAUGGCUUAAGCUCAUAGUGGUACAGCAUCGGGAAGAGGUUGAAAGGAACGAAAAAAUUGAAAGUAUGGAGGCUCAGCUAAAGGUUCUAAAGGAAAAUCAAAACAAGCUUAUAGAAGAGCACAAGUCCAAAAGACAAACGCCUAUCCGAGAACUUUUCACCAAGUGA
This is a messenger RNA of Durio zibethinus, 510 nucleotides long. NCBI's taxonomy places the organism in Eukaryota, Viridiplantae, Streptophyta, Magnoliopsida, Malvales, Malvaceae. The record is from RefSeq and is a predicted model, not a curated record.